This is a messenger RNA of Metopolophium dirhodum (rose-grain aphid), 303 nucleotides long. RefSeq lists its product as uncharacterized. The record is from RefSeq and is a predicted model, not a curated record. The transcript is spliced from 2 exons. NCBI's taxonomy places the organism in Eukaryota, Metazoa, Arthropoda, Insecta, Hemiptera, Aphididae. Bases 1 to 303 code for a protein of 100 amino acids.
AUGUAUCUAACCAGAAAAAUAAUGUACUCAAGUAAUUUUAUUAGACAGGAAACUAAACAAAUAAAAGUUUUCCAGUGUAAUAAUCAAAUAAAAAACGGGAACAAUCAAGAUUUUCUUAAAGAAAAUAUACAGAGGUAUAAAGAUUGCAUUGAUGGUAUAAAAAUAAGACAGCAACCUGAUAAAAGUACAAAAAAAAGUGAUAUAGAAAAAAAAAACCAUAACUUAAUAAAUGAUGAACAGAUGUUAAUACCAGAGGACAAAAUGAUGAAAGAAGAACUAAAAGAUUUAGAAGAUCAAAAAUAA